Molecule: messenger RNA, 363 nt
Organism: Stomoxys calcitrans (stable fly)
Lineage: Eukaryota; Metazoa; Arthropoda; Insecta; Diptera; Muscidae
Product: kunitz-like toxin PcKuz3
Exons: 2
Coding region: 31-288 (85 amino acids)
Molecular function (GO): serine-type endopeptidase inhibitor activity
Source: RefSeq, a predicted model, not a curated record
AGUGCUAAACAUUUCUUAAAUUCCUACAAAAUGAAUAAAUUACUUUGCUUCUUCUUCUUGAUGGCAGCAAUCCUUGUAGCUGCACAUGGACAAUGUCGCAAUGAUCCAGAUCGUCACAGUUGCAGUCAACCACGUCGUUUGGGUAAUUUAGGAUCUAAUUGUCAUAGUGUUACCAGAUGGUGGUAUGACAAAUCAUCACGCAGCUGCAAGGAGUUUAAAUAUCGCGGCUGUGGUGGCAACAGUAAUCGUUAUUGCUCGAAGUCUGCAUGUCAAAAUCACUGCAUGUGAACAUCACUGCAUACGCAACGCAACUAACAAGGAGUCUUCCUUUCCUUUUGUAUUGUCAUUGUAGUAAAAAUUAUU